GUGUCACAGUUUGACAGUGUGUGUGAGUGUGGUGGGUGUGUAGGUAUGUGUGUGGGCAGAGCGAGUCUCUUUCUGGCCCUGGGCUUGUGAGUCCUGUUGUUCUCUACUCUCUCAUGUUUUAAUCAUUUUUUUUCUUCAAUUCAAAUCAAUUAGAAAAACGUUAUUUGUUCCCUUGAAUGGGCACCAUGAUGAGGGAAACAGAUCCAGUGGGGACAGAGAUUGACCUGGGAGACUCUGAUGAUGAAGACCUUGCCGAAGACCUGGAUGAGGACUGUGUGGAGCCUCAGCUGCUAUGGAAAGCUGAACUGGGGGAUGGGAUGGAUGAGGAGGAGGCUGUGUCCCCGUUAGUUGACGUUAGUGACACCAAGCCCCUGCUGAAUGAGAGAGACCCUAGAGGAGUCAACGACUGUCUGAAGGUGACCUUUGAGGAUGUGAUAGCGGAGCCGGUGUCAGUGCGUAGCGGAGACAGAGUGUGGAUCUGGAGUAAUGCCCUGUUCGAGGUCACAAGGGUCUGGAUCUACCGGAUAGUAACCGUCCUGCUGGCCGUCCCUAUGUCCAUCAUCACUGGACUGCUCUUCGCCAUCCUCAGCUUCCUACACAUAUGGUUCUUUAGCCCAUGCGUCCAUUACAUCCUUAUUAUCACAUACUGGCUGCAGAGCCUAUGGAGCAUCAUACUGGACAUUGGUGUCCGCCCAUUCCUCACUAGUGCCUCAAGGUGCUACAGUGGAAUCAGACUUCGCCUGACACAGGAAUGAAAGAUUGAUAGCGCUUCACAUAGAGAUAAUGGGAAUAUCAGGAUUGGGUAUAUGGGAUUUUUCCGAACGUUACCCUACUAUGGAAUGCCCUCUGGGGAGACUAUCAGGGCUGGACAAAGUCUUUGUAGGAUGCUCUAGGAUCAGACCAGGGGCACAACUACAGGCCUUUUGGUGGAACAUUGGACCUUACAACUGAACUGAAAUCAGUGCGAUUGAUCAAGACUGGAGAAAAGUGUUUAUCAAGCUCCAACAAGAAGAUUGGUUACCUAUCUGAGAAGUUGUCACAAGUGAAGGUGAAAAGGAGAAUGUGUAAAGGAUCCACAAUCAUUUAGGGUAAAACAUUUUAACUAGUUUACACUGGAAGUGUGCUUUGAAGUGUACUUUUUCACAUGAUGUGAUAGUGUUAGAUUAUUCACUUGUUUGAUGAGCACAUUUAGUAUAAUUCAGAUACAGCACUGGAAUAUAGUGUUAUCUUAUUCAAAUCUGACCACACAUUUCAAAAUGUGCCUCCACUAUUUUUGUUGUAUUGUAGAAAAUAUCAAGUUUAUCUUUAUCUAUUCUGAUAAAAAUGAAAUAUAUCUUAAAUAAAGUGUUAUAGAUUAUGAUCAAUAUAUCAAUAUCAGACUUAUUUUCUUAUACAAAAUCAAUCCAUUGAAAUAUCCCCUCUUCUUCUAAUAGACACAACUUUUCUGAAUAUCAACGUUGUACUGAGUACAGUAAUAAGAUUCAAAUAGAUGGGUAAAGGGGCUCUUGUUCUUGAAAGGUGGUACAAUCCAAAUGUUGAAUUUAUUCAUUUACACCCACUCUGCUUGCAGGUGACCUCAUUAUGUAUGAUUAGCCUUUCUUAUGCUAACACCCAGUAGGAUGAACUCCUUUCUGAUGCUCUCCCUUUAUCCUCACUCCACAGCUCAGGGUCUGGACACUCCUCUCUUCCCAUUGGAAAGCCCUCUGCAUUCCCCAGAAUAGGAAAUGGGACAUUUCAAUGAAUUGAACAAUAGCACAGGCAAACUCCCUGUAUUUGAAGUGAACCAUGUUUCACACACACACACACACACAGUGACUGGUCUGAAUGUGAUUUGCUUGACAGUACUUAGUGGGACCACUCAAUGAGGUGAGGAGGUUGUCCUGUACUGAUGUUAGUAUGAAAAAGGCUUGAUUUUACAUAAUCAGAUAACCAAGGGUGUGAAGGAAUAAAUCAAACAUUUGGAUUAUACGUUACCACUUUUCAAAAACAAAACAAAAUAUCCUGUUACCCAACCCCAUGGAUAUUACAAUCAAGUGAAGGAAACUGUGGUUGAAAUAAAGCAGAUAUAUUUGUUGUUGUUGUUUUAAA
Molecule: messenger RNA, 2088 nt
Organism: Coregonus clupeaformis (lake whitefish)
Lineage: Eukaryota; Metazoa; Chordata; Actinopteri; Salmoniformes; Salmonidae
Product: caveolin-2
Exons: 3
Coding region: 177-755 (192 amino acids)
Biological process (GO): caveola assembly
Cellular component (GO): caveola
Molecular function (GO): molecular adaptor activity
Source: RefSeq, a predicted model, not a curated record